Pungitius pungitius (ninespine stickleback) is the source of this 1475-nucleotide messenger RNA. RefSeq lists its product as uncharacterized. The record is from RefSeq and is a predicted model, not a curated record. Bases 260 to 1084 code for a protein of 274 amino acids. The transcript has 5 exons. NCBI's taxonomy places the organism in Eukaryota, Metazoa, Chordata, Actinopteri, Perciformes, Gasterosteidae.
GGACGGACGUAUUUGUUUGUUCAAAUCUUUUAAUUAACCAACUAAGUGGCGCUUAGUUGAUCUCGUGCAAAUGCGAAUAUCGUGUGUAGUGUUCACCCGGGACCAGACUUUGUUGCACCACAUAUCGAAAGCACCUGGCACCACACCGGUUGAUUCCCAACAACAUAAUUAAUACCCCUUACUUAUUUUUACUUCACCACGGCGCAAACAUGUAUGCGCCAAAAGUCAUUGCACACGGUGGACGAAGACCACGCUGAAGAUGACAAGUCCAGAUCACAGGAACACACGUGUGCCCAACAAUGUGGACCAGCUUGCUUUCAAAUACAUGCUGUGUAAAGUGGAGUCCAGCACUGAUUCUGAAUCUGAGAUCAGUCCAAGAUGGUCAGACACCAGCGCUAUGGGAUGUGUGAGCAGCACACCUGAGAGGGGGACUCUUACACGGACAUUGCGGUUAACACAUAAGCCCGUAGGAAGACAUGGCUGUUAUUCGUUGUUUUUGGACCCCUACGACGGGAGCUCUGAGGAUUCUGACGAAUCAAAAGAUGUGGGGUGCUCCAGCAGGCAAACGAGGCAGCGGGGAAAAGUUGAUGGAGGAGAAAGCGGCUGUCGGUUGCCUGGUAGGAACAGGAGAUUUAUCCUUCAUCCUGCCUCUGUUGCCAUGCGAGAAUCCGUGACAGAGCAGCAGCAGCAACAACAUCUUUUAGAUGUCCAGAUGAAAUGUGGGAGUGACUCCGAGUUGCGUGUCUUGGACAUUAUAAACUCCCAUGGUGAAAGGGAUUGUUGUAGGAAACUUACUGCGGAAAAUGCUAAUGACUCCACAAUGCAGAGCCAAACAAUGGACACAGAAAUGCAUUGCCCAUUUAAUGACUCAGGCUUGCACACUACAAAGUCCUCCACGUCUUGCUUAUCCGGAGCUGGAACCCCGGUGGAAAGGGGUUUGUCGCAGAGACUGGAGAGCUCAUCGGAGACUUCUCCCUGCCCCUCUAACCCCAGAUCAGUUUACAAGAGAAAGCUGGGUUUCCCAGAAGAAGAAAGGGCAGAGCUGGGGCAAAGAAAGAGGCAGUGUGUUGUCAACAUGGACUAGCAAAAAAGAAAGUCAACUGCAUCAGAAGUUGGAGCCAUCUGACUGACCGAAGAACUGCAGUCACAUUGAAAGCCCUAAAUAAUUCCAGGUAGAACUAUAGCUUCUUGGAAAUACUUUGUUUACUUAUGUAUAAAUAAAGCGGUGUGGGGACCUGAGAGUUGAUAUUUAACUCCAGUUAUUGAGUGUCACAUAAUGUACUGUGUAAUGUCUUAAAGCAGUUAGGAUUUAUGUUGGAAAACUUGAGUCUGUUUAACCUAUGCACUGGUAAUGAAAAUAUUUUUUCCAUCUAUUGAUUAAAGAAAAACCUGUCAACAUGAAUUGUUUUGCUUUUUUCCUACAAGUAAAUCAAACAAGUAUCUGCUAUUGUGGAUGUUGAGCCCCUGCUGAUAUG